AUGACCGAGCCGGAGCAUCCUCUACCGCCUUCGACCACGGAUGAUUACGUGGCGAACGGAGAAUUUUCUGCGUCAUCAAUGAAUGCCGACGACGCUAGUAUGGUCGCAUCCGAUGCUGCUGCUUUACACUUGCCAGAAUCGUCCGAGGUACUGAUGAAAAAGACUAGGAUUACAGCUCUCAACAAAGCACUUUUUGCAACGUACUUUUGCAAUGCCGUAUCGGUAACACUACCAGUCAUUCUCAUGCCUUUGAUUGCUGCCGAGCAGACUUCUCUGGCUGGCUCUUCGCUCGCAACUGCCGCAUUUGUGGCAUUGGGCGGCCGAGUGUCGGCUUCGCUGUACCUUACAGCCAUGGCAGGCUUCCAUUUGUGGUUGUCUUUUAACAAGACAGGCCCCAUAUUUGGAUGGAUUCUUGCUGGUCUGGACUUUUGCGCUUCAAUUCAAUGGACAGCAUGCUCCCUCAUUUUGGCAAAUCACUACGACACCAGUCCUGCCGAAUUUGCAGCUGGGGUUACUGUUCUGAGUUUGGCCAGCACGUUCGGAGUUCUUUUCUCCAAAAUAGGAGGAAUAGUAUUGCUCCAGUAUGUAUCAUCCUGGAGUAUUGUUGCUCGAGUUGGAGCGGUAGUGGCUGUGGUCGGAGCAAUCCUCGUCCGCUCUUUGGUUACCGAAAUGCCACUCCAGGCCGGAGGAAUUACUCCAUCGUCGAUCAAACGGUUUAACAUUAGAGGAGUUGUGCGGUCUCUAGGCAAUGUUUUGGGAAGCAGAAUAUUUUGGUUGGUGGGAUUGGCACACGCAACCACCUUCUUGGCUCGCACCAGCGAUCGCGUGUUGGGGUCAUUCUUUUUAGAGUCUACUUCUCUUCCUCGCCAUCUGUGCGGGGGUCUUACGGCUAGCGUGACCCUCGGUUUUGUUCAUGGUCUGGGUAAGGGGAAAAUGUUUUACAGCCUGAAGGAUACGCAGUCCAAGACAAGAUUGUUACGGAAGAACUACGCCAAGGCGACGUUAUCUUGCCUGGCUUUGGCUUUGCUGGCGAAUCAGAAGGUAGCUACUGUCUUGUUCCCCUCCAAGUAUGUUAUUGCGGGGUUGGUCGCAUUGCUAACAGGAGUCAUGGCGUCGUCGCUCUCCUUUCAAUUUUACCAGAUCCCGCCUAUGACGUCUAAGAUGUUUGGUGAAGACAAAGCGGUAUGUCUUUCGUUUCUGGACGGCAUGGGUUUCUUCUUGUCAGCUCCCAUAUGGGCUGUUACAAGCCAAAUUGUUGGAGGUCUUGGAAUUUAUGGGUGGUCAACUGCCUGGGUGAUGUUGGCCUUUCUGUUCGGCUCGGGAGGGGCGCUGAUGCUAAGAACGCUCCCGCAAGUCCUUGAUGAACAACGGUAA
This is a messenger RNA of Phaeodactylum tricornutum CCAP 1055/1, 1374 nucleotides long. RefSeq lists its product with no specific name. The transcript has 2 exons. NCBI's taxonomy places the organism in Eukaryota, Bacillariophyta, Bacillariophyceae, Surirellales, Neidiaceae. The record is from RefSeq and is a predicted model, not a curated record. Bases 1 to 1374 code for a protein of 457 amino acids.